ACCAAAGAGCACAUGGGUCAAGCCGAACGGCGAGUUCUUUCUACUACACAACACAAUUCAUAUCAUAUUUCUCGCCAUACACUCACAGACAGCACAUAGACGAUCUGAUUAAGUCUGCAAUUCACAAAGCCAUGGCGAAAAUGAAUCCAUGCGACAUUUGCCGGCAUUUUAUCAAAUUUACCGCUUGUCUGAAGUCCCCUUUCAAGUUCCAAACACCAUGGCUUGUAUGGAAGCAAGAAACCAAAGACCUUUUCAUCUCCAAACAAGACUGCCCGUUGUGCGCAGCUCUUUGGGAACUGCCAAUCGAAAACAGCCUGAACAAGGCUAGAGAGCGUUUCGUGGGUGUCACAACCGAAAGCUCGCAUCCCAUUUCUCUAAAGGUGCUGGAGGUGAACAACACGGGUCGGAUUCUCUGGGCAAGCCUUGAGGUUUCUUUAGAAAUCGAACGGGAUAAUUUUGUAUAUCUCUCGCGGGUAUCAAUGGGGAUUUCGCCACAGGAUGUCAAUGAUCCAAAUCCUCACCCGCAUUUUUGGACUUCGGGUCGAACACAUCCAUUUCAAACUUUGGCAGAAGACAGAGUACUAUGCGUAAAGACGUGGUUGAAUACUUGUGAGAGCACACAUGGUAGCUACUGCCAACCACGCAAGGGGAAAUUACCCAAACGGUUCAUUGACACAAGACCGGGCCAGCCUUUACGCCUGGUGUCUACUACUAGUGAAGUGUUCCAGCAGGUCUCCGACUCUGUGCGCUAUGCGACAUUGAGCUACUGCUGGGGAGCCUCGAUUCCAUUGAGAACUACGAAAGUCACGGAAGAAGACUUUGGCGUUUCUAUACCUGAGAAUCGUCUUCCAAGAACUUUCCGACACGCGAUAAGAAUCGUCCGCUCUCUAGGUAUCCGAUAUCUGUGGAUCGACUCAUUGUGUAUAAUACAAGACGACCAGGCAGAGUGGGAGCUAGAAGCUUCACGAAUGGGGGACUUCUACGCUGGAAGUAUCAUCACCAUAGCAGCGAGCUACGCGUUAGACAGCGAAGGAGGGUGUUUCCCAGGCGACGAUGAUAGUAUGGAGGCGGUUGUAAAUGACAAAGACUCAGGCCAACUAGAGACUGCCAAUCCUGAACGUACAUCAGGAGCCGAGACAGAUCCUACAGUCCGGAUAUUUGCUUACAAGGAAGAGGACCUGAACGAUUCCUCCCAACCUUUCUCCUCCACGAUGAUACGCUUUCAAUCUCUUGACCCCCGCAAAAUUCCCCAGCAUGCACAUCUCAGCACACGAGGAUGGGCUCUCCAAGAACGAAUCUUGUCACGGAGGAUUAUUCAAUGUCUGAAUUCGGAAGUUCACUGGCAGUGUCAAUAUUGGUACCAAACUCAAGCUGUUCAGACCUUCGAGGUCCCUCACUCCACGGCAAGUGAUUCGACUUACCCAAUUUCGCAAAUUUCUCAAUGGUGGCCUGGGUGGAUCGAAGACUACUCCCAGCGAGACUUCACUAUUGCCUCCGACCGGCUACAAGCUUUCGCUGGGAUUAGCAAUCAUUACGCUGAUUUGGCAUCCAGUAAGCCGAUUCUCGGAGUCUGCCCAGGUAAUCUUGCCCGAGACCUUGCCUGGAUCAGAGAUGGCCUACAAAAAGGCCCUGGAGUGCCGGGCGCACCUUCUUGGACUUGGUUCUCUUGCAACGCCCCGAUUAUGAUGGACGAUUGGGGCUUCAACCUGAAUCGUCGCUUCAAGGUCUCAAAUGAUGUGAACUUGGUCUCUUUUGGCAUCGAGUGGAAAGGAAUACCGAUGACGUCCCAGAUUCAGUCUUGCCAUCUUAUCAUAUGUGGCGUUAUCAAAGAACUUGCAGUCCGCAUACCGCCCGAGGCCAUGAUUUACAAUCCCCCAUAUAUGCUGAUCGAAGACGAAGAGACCGAUUUCUCGAAGGGGCCAAUACCAUGGACCUGCUCAGGACGAUUUGACGAUCCCAAACACCCGACAGAUUCGAGAUCUCCAUACACUUGCUUGCUUCUUAGGACGAGGACGGUCAAUGAGGGCCAAGAUGGCACGUUUAUCAUUGAGACGUUUCUGAUUCUCUCCUCUGAGAAUGGGCCACUGGUAAGGUCGAUUGAGCACAAGAGGUUCCGACGCAUCGGAAUCGCGUCUUUCAGAGGAAAGGAGAAAAUCUUUCCAGACAAUAUCGAAAGAAAAACGGUGUUUCUCAUGUAGGCACAGGAGUCUUGAGGAAAAAAAGUUCCUUGAGCCCCUCGAGUUAAAGCAUGGGAGAGCCGAAGGACGGGAAUAUCUAUCGAUCUCAUGUGUCAUUGGUAGUAUUGAACCAGCUUUGUUGAAACUUGUUUCUGGCGAAUGAAUAUCGCACAUGUGGCACAUGCUGCACAGGAAAUCCUCUCCCUGCCCCAUGCAGUUCGUACCCUUCAGUACCAAGACCCUUUACUCUGUACACUCAUUCCUAUCAAAACUCGUGAGUGAAGUCGGGUAAGCUGUAGCAUAGGCACACCAGCACGGCAGACACAAGUCAGUGCCGUAGUGAGGAAUGAAAAGAC
Molecule: messenger RNA, 2533 nt
Organism: Colletotrichum godetiae
Lineage: Eukaryota; Fungi; Ascomycota; Sordariomycetes; Glomerellales; Glomerellaceae
Product: heterokaryon incompatibility protein-domain-containing protein
Exons: 2
Coding region: 132-2198 (688 amino acids)
Source: RefSeq, a predicted model, not a curated record